Xenopus laevis (African clawed frog) is the source of this 1555-nucleotide messenger RNA. It is a transcript of the gene rbm17.S, whose product is annotated as RNA binding motif protein 17 S homeolog. The transcript is spliced from 13 exons. Lineage: Eukaryota; Metazoa; Chordata; Amphibia; Anura; Pipidae. The coding region runs from base 230 to 1432 and encodes 400 amino acids. The record is from RefSeq and is a predicted model, not a curated record.
AGUGACGCCAAACUAUGGCGACGUGAGACAAGUGACAUCACUAUUAGCUGCCCGGCAAGAGCCAAGGUGCUGAAUGUGAUCGGCGUUGCGGGACGUUUAAGCAGCGAUACAGGACUGCGGGCUGCAUUAAGAAAAUAGCAACUGUCCAGCUUGUUGGGCGAUUCCAUUUUCCUAUUAUUCAUCUAUGUUUUGAAGCUGAUAUAAUUACAGUACAGGUUAAAGCAAUACAAUGUCUUUAUACGAUGAUCUUGCUGUGGAGACUAGUGACUCAAAGACAGAAGGAUGGUCAAAAAACUUCAAAUUAUUACAAUCCCAAUUGCAAGUUAAAAAGGCAGCUCUUACACAAGCAAAGACACAGCGAACAAAGCAGAGCACAGUUCUUGCUCCUGUCAUUGAUCUUAAGAGAGGAAGUGCAGCUGAAGAACGCCAGAUUGCAGACACACACCCCCAUGUGGGUGCUGGAAUAAAGGAGUCUGUUCCCAGUGGGUUUUCAGCUGGUGAAGUUCUGGUCCCCUUGGCAGAUGAAUAUGACCCCAUGUUUCCUAAUGAAUAUGAAAAGGUGGUUAAACGUCAGAGAGAGGAGAGGCAACGUCAGCGGGAACUGGAAAGGCAGAAAGAAAUAGAAGAACGGGAAAAGAGACGUAAAGACAGGCAUGAAGCUAGUGGAUUUUCUCGCAGACCUGACCCAGAGUCUGACGAAGAUGAAGAUUAUGAACGAGAAAGGAGAAAAAGACCAAUGGGAGGAGCAGCCAUCGCACCACCUUCAUCGCUUAUGGAAAAUGACAGGGAAUCUAUCGUGCCUGCUUAUGAUGAUGAUGAGCCAAGGCCACGACCACCGAUGGGAAAAGCUGCAAUUCCACCACCUAUGUAUGAUGAGCCAGAGAGGCCAAGAUCACCAACUGGGCCCAGCAAUUCUUUUCUUGCAAAUAUGGGUGGCACUGUUGCCCACAAAAUCAUGCAAAAGUAUGGCUUCCGGGAAGGACAAGGCCUGGGAAAACACGAGCAGGGUCUAAGCACUGCACUUUCUGUUGAAAAGACAAGCAAGAGGGGAGGCAAAAUAAUCGUUGGGGACUUAGCUGACAAAGUUGAAGCAGCUAAGAAAGCAGACCACAACCCUCUAACAGAAAUGCUGAAGAAUCCAACUAAAGUAGUUUUGCUUCGGAACAUGGUAGGUGCAGGAGAAGUUGAUGAAGAACUGGAAGGUGAAACAAAGGAAGAAUGUGAAAAAUACGGCAAAGUUGGAAGAUGUGUCAUUUUUGAGAUUCCUGGUGCACCGGAGGAAGAGGCUGUAAGAAUAUUUUUGGAAUUUGAACGGGUCGAAUCUGCAAUUAAAGCUGUGGUGGAUCUAAAUGGGAGGUAUUUCGGUGGCCGAAUAGUAAAGGCUUCUUUCUACAACCUCGACAAAUUCAGAACUCUGGAUCUUGGAGAUUAAUUUGAAAUGCUUUAUCGUUGUUCUACUGUCUGCAAGUCGGGAAUAUUUACAAUAUAUGUCACGUUUAUUGUGAUUAAACUUUGUUUUCAUUUUUAUAGUAUAAAGAAUUUUUAAAAUGGUAAA